CAGCCGUGGUAGAGCGGGGGUUCUGUUUACUAAACAGGGGACGUCAUUGUCUUGGGGGUAUAGGAGUCGUAGCGUUUUUUCAACUUAAUAGAAGUAACUGACUACAGUUCAAUGAUGUUGAAAGCUGUUAUAUUGAUUGGCGGCCCUCAAAAAGGCACACGAUUCCGACCUCUGUCGCUGCGGGUGCCCAAGCCACUGUUCCCGGUUGCCGGCCGGCCGGUGAUCCAGCACCACAUCGAGGCAUGCGCUUCCGUGCCGGGACUGCGCGAGGUACUGCUGCUGGGCGUGUACCCGGCCGCCGAACUGCACCAGUUCCUGGCUGACAUGACGCAGCGCUACGGCGUCACGGUGCGCUACCUGCAGGAGUACGCCGCGCUCGGCACCGCCGGCGGCCUCUACCAGUUCCGCGACCAGAUCCGCGCUGGCGCGCCGCACGCCUUCUUCGUGCUCAACGGCGACGUGUGCGGCGACUUCCGGCUGGACGGGCUGCUGGCGUUCCACCGGGCGCGGCCGGACGGCACGCUCCUCACCGUCAUGGCCACCGAGGCCACGCGCCAGCAGUCCGUCAACUUCGGCUGCAUCGCCGAGGACAGCGCCACACACGCCGUGGUGCACUACGUGGAGAAGCCGGAGACGUUCGUCUCGACGCUCAUCAACACGGGCAUCUACAUCUGCAGCAGCGACAUCUUCCAGCAGAUCGGCGCCGUCUUCAAGCGCAAGCAGGAGGAGCUGUACAGCUCCGACUACGUGGAGGGCGGCGCGGCCAGCGGCGAGACCAUCAGCCUGGAGCAGGACAUUCUGGCGCCGCUGGCCGGCACGGGGCGUGCCUUUGUCUACCAAACCAGCCGCUGGUGGAGCCAGAUCAAGACGGCUUCGGCUGCGCUCUACAGCAACCGGCACUAUCUCAAGCUGUACCGCGACAACGGGGUGCCCUUGGCCGAGGACGGGAAGCCAUGUAAGAUCAUCGGAGACGUCUGGAUCCAUCCAACAGCCACUAUCCACCCGACAGCCGUGCUGGGGCCCAACGUGAGCGUGGGCCGGAAUGCCGAGGUGGGCGAGGGCGUGCGCAUCCGCGAGGCCAUCGUGCUGGGCGCGGCGCGCGUGCGCGAGCACUCGCUGGUACUGCACGCCGUGCUGGGCUGGGACAGCGUGGUCGGCGCCUGGUCGCGCGUCGAGGGCACGCCCUGCGACCCCGACCCCAACAAGCCGUUCGCCAAGAUGGACAACGUGCCGCUCUUCAGCAGCGACGGCAAGCUCAAUCCGUCCAUCACCAUACUGGGGAGUAACGUCAGCGUGGCCCGCGAGAAGAUCGUGCUCAACUGCAUCAUCCUGCCGCACAAGGACCUCAUGCGCAGCUACAAGAACGAGAUUCUCCUAUAGCGUCGGCGACAGACGCACCGCUACCGCCGCCGUAGACCAGCGCCGCAGCAGGACAACGCGAAGCCGUCUCUGGCUCGAGCCAAAGCCGCUGAGCUCGGCCCCGGUCUGCGCGGCCCCGGCCGUGGCUGCCCGCUCGGACGGCGUGAGCGAGGACGGCGGUGGCCUCACCCGCUGCACGGCGGCGCGGUAGCUCUCCGCCCUCCAAUGAGACACGAGCCCUGUCGGCGAGGUCACGUCCCCCCGCAGACUUUCAGCAGGAACACGCGUCCCGGGGUCCGGUGAUCACGUCACGUGCUCUGGCGGCUCGCGAGCGGCGGUCGUGUCACGUGGCUAGCGUCCCGGAGUCCGG
This is a messenger RNA of Pollicipes pollicipes, 1729 nucleotides long. It is a transcript of the gene Gmppa, whose product is annotated as GDP-mannose pyrophosphorylase A. The transcript has 6 exons. The coding region runs from base 112 to 1380 and encodes 422 amino acids. Gene Ontology annotation, biological process: biosynthetic process. The record is from RefSeq and is a predicted model, not a curated record. Lineage: Eukaryota; Metazoa; Arthropoda; Thecostraca; Pollicipedomorpha; Pollicipedidae.